ACUUUACGCGAAAUUAAAAAAAACAAACAAACAAGGUCAGAAGUGUUUCCAGCAUUUUGACAUUCUUUUGUAUCGUAAUAACGAAAAUACCAUACUAGGAUGAAUGAGGUGAUAAUAUGUCCUACAGAUUUUAAAUAAUAUACCUGUGUACAUAUAAUGUUUUAUGUAUAUAACCCAAUUUACAAGAACAUGAAGCAUUAAUACUGGUUCUAGUAAAAACUGAUGGACUUUAGAAGUUCUUAUUUAAGAUUAUUUUGCAACCAUGAGUAAAAGCAUUCUCAAUAAGGUACAUAUUUUUUAUAGUGCACAUACAUCAUUGACAUUAUACAUGGAUCAAAUAUUAAGAAAUAUUUUCUUUAUUUUAAUUCUGAUAACUUGUAACAAUUUCAUUCUCAGUUUUUGUAAUUUAAGUAAAUGACCUUCAGUAUAUAAAUGAAUCUUGUUAUGAUAUUUUUAGUUUAUAGUUAGUGCAGCUUAUUUUUCAAAGAAUUUGGAAGCUUAUUAAAUAUUCACAGUUUUCCAUUUCAAAAUUUUUAUCUACUACUACCCUACUCCAAGCUACAUAAAGAAACUCCAACAAAAUUUUCCUCUCCUUGAACAUAAUACUAUCAACAGUUAGAAAGUUUAACAUUUUUAAUUAGAUUUUCUUAUUGAAACCAUUAUUUGAUUUUUUACUAAUAUGUUAAUUUCAUAAGUUUUUUUUUUCCACAGCUAAUAUGUACUUGUAGCCAGAUCUUCAAGUUUGACGGAUGCCAUCUCACUUAUUCUCAUAAGCUCCCAUAAAAUGAGUAUAAGAGCCCCUGUUAAGUCUGUCAUGACACUCACUUUUCAUGCAAUCAGCUGUUCUUUGUUUACACACGACAAGCUCAUAGAUAACUUCAUGUGACCCUGUUGGCUGCUAUCAAUGUGGAAAACAAAUGAGUUGUUGGAGAAUAAAACAACAUUGUUGAUGAAAGAAGCUGAAGAAGUGAUGAAUCAGAGGCAUGCUUUAAAGCUUCCUAGUAUUACACACCAACAUAUUCAGACAUCUAGAGUCUCAAACUCAUGUUGUAAAGAUAAAAUAAUGGAAAACAUUCAGAGUGGAUCGGUUUCAAAUACUGGUGAAGAAGAACUUGAAUUAUUCCACCAGCAGUGUGAAAAACAUGUAGGAAAAGAAAAAGUGAUGAGUUUCUUGAAGACUGAGCUACAAAUGUUGAAAGAUCAUCAUGGGAAACUUUUAAAAGAUUACAAAGAAAUGGAAAAAUCAUUGAAAAAACUAGAAUUACAACUGAAAGAAACAGAACAAAUGAAAACAAAAUAUCUUAAGGAUAACAGCAUGAAGGAGAAGCAGUUGGAUAAGUGCCAGUGUUUAAAUAAAGACCUCCAAGCCAAAGUUGAUUGCUUAGAUAUUGAAUGUAAGACACUGAAAAAGGAAUUAGAAGUAAUCAAACAUGAUCAAAAGCAAGCUGACUUGGCAAAGAAGGCCACAGAAACACAACUGAAGCAUGCUUUGGAAAACUUGGAAAAGUAUAAGAGUGAAUUACAGCAAGAAAGGGGCAAGAUAAAGGAAAUUACUGAAACAGGAGAUAAAAACUUAGAAGAUUUGAAGGAAAAUAAUCAAAUAUUAAAAAAACAGAAAGCACAGUUAUUAGAAGCUUUCCAUAAACAGAUGAAACUUAUUGAUAUCCUUAAAAAACAAAAGAUGCAUCUUGAAGCAGCAAAAGCUCUCCAGUUCACAGAAAAGGAAUUCAUGAAAGCACUGGAGUGGGGAAGUCAUUAAGAAUGCAAAACUGAAUAUAGUGAUCAGAAGUUUAUGAAAUAUUCUAGUAUACAUUUUUUUUUGUAUGUAUAUUUUGUGAUAUUUUUAAGUUUUAUAAAAAAUUACAAUACUUAUUAUUUGAAAUCUAGCAUAUUGUUAAUUUUCUAAUGCAUUAUACUUUACGGGUAGAUGUACAGAAUAAUUUCCCAACAGUCAUAAUGUACAAUGUAUUUGUGUUGUGCUUUGUGAAAUGCAAUUUGUAUAUCAUAUAGUGCUGUUACAUCAACAAGCCAUACAUCACUAAAUUAUUAUUGGUUGUCAAACUAACUGAAAGUUUUUUCUCACACUACACUGCAAAAUAUUUUUCUGUAGAGAAUGAUAUUGCAAUUGAAAUUAGUUAAGUUAUAAACUGAAAAUGAAUUAAGAGUUGUUUUUUGUUUUAUAUUGUAGACGUAUGAACAGCAAGUCUGUUAAAACAUUUUUUUGUAACAAAGACUGCAUAGAUACAGUGUUUUGUAUAAAAAAAUGCACCUACCAUCUCUAUCAAGUUUUGCAGGAACAUGCUGCUGUGAACAAUAGAUAUUACUAAUGAUAUGAAAUGGCAGUAAAUGUAUGUUAGAAAAAAUACUCUAAUUUAUCUAAUGCUCGUUUAUUAACUAACAUAGUUAUGUUAAAAUGAAAGCAUCCCCUAAUGGGUCAGUAGUAACUUUAUGAACUUUCAAUGUAAAAUGAAUAGAAGUGAUAAGUGAUAUUGUAAAAUAUAUUUAGCAAAUAAAGUGUGAGAGUCAGAUAA
Limulus polyphemus (Atlantic horseshoe crab) is the source of this 2531-nucleotide messenger RNA. Its product is annotated as testis-expressed protein 9-like. The coding region runs from base 905 to 1759 and encodes 284 amino acids. Lineage: Eukaryota; Metazoa; Arthropoda; Merostomata; Xiphosura; Limulidae. The record is from RefSeq and is a predicted model, not a curated record. The transcript is spliced from 8 exons.